Plasmopara halstedii is the source of this 456-nucleotide messenger RNA. RefSeq names its product RxLR-like protein. The coding region runs from base 1 to 456 and encodes 151 amino acids. The transcript has a single exon. Lineage: Eukaryota; Oomycota; Peronosporomycetes; Peronosporales; Peronosporaceae. The record is from RefSeq and is a predicted model, not a curated record.
AUGCGUGUGGUUUUGCUUCUACUCCUGACUAUUGCCGUCUCAGUCACCUAUGUCUUGGCAUCCUCCGACGAGAACGAUAAAGCUCUACACACAUCCGAUACAACGUAUGGAAAUGGGCAAUUGCUGAGCAACGAGGCAGCUAACACUGAGACCCCAACUCAUGAUGAUGAAGAGAGAAACCGUCCGAUCGGGCAGCUGAUGAGCGAUUACUUGUUUAAAUUCAAGAUGAUGUCGAAAACAGCUCUCUGGAAUGCUAACAAAAUUGCUGCAUACUUAAAGAAGAAAAAUAUUACAGCGAAAAAGUGGCACCGAGUUUACCAGCUCCAGAAACAAAAAAACCAAGAAGCAAAGUUACCUGAUGGAAGUUAUGUCAAAUCGCUCGAGCAAGAAGUUUAUGAAUUACUUACUGCCUCUCAGAACAUACAAAAAACGACUACUUCCAAUCCUGUCGUCUAA